Molecule: messenger RNA, 3170 nt
Organism: Brachypodium distachyon (stiff brome)
Lineage: Eukaryota; Viridiplantae; Streptophyta; Magnoliopsida; Poales; Poaceae
Product: poly [ADP-ribose] polymerase 3
Exons: 18
Coding region: 347-2821 (824 amino acids)
Molecular function (GO): NAD+ poly-ADP-ribosyltransferase activity; zinc ion binding
Source: RefSeq, a predicted model, not a curated record
AAGAAAAAGUCCGCGUCCCAAGACGCCUUCCGUUUCCCCCACGCCUCCACAAGCUUCGUGCCUGUCCUGCCCGGCUCACGGAGGCACAGAGACCCAAGAGCACCAGCCGCAGCCACGCCGCACCUAGCAUCUGCAUGAGAGCGAGCGGCAGGCGACGUGUCGCGGUGGCAGGCAGGCGAGCGCACACCUGGAGCCCAACCACGGCGACACCCAAACUCCCCACCUCACCCCCUCGCCUCCGCCCUCCGCCGCUCCGCGCCUAUUUAGACCCCGGGAUAAGGAUGGAUCGAGACCCUGAUGCUCCUUGCUUGACAGUCUCCCUCCGUCUCCUCGCUCUCCGGCCACCAUGGUACACGAGACAAGAUCACGGACGCAUGCGGCUGAAGAAGGGAAGGCUGCCCCGAAAAGACAGAAGGCUGAAAACAAAGAGCAGGAAGGGGGGCAGCAGGCGCCCGCCAAGAACAAGAAGUCGGUCGAGCCUGAGGCGUCAACAAAGACCAAGAAGCUCAAAGCUGAUCAAUCUGAGCUAAAUGGAAAGGAUAGUGCCACGAAAGAGUUCAUGGGCUUCUGCAAGGCCAUAAGAGAACACCUCUCCAUUGAUGACAUGCGCAAGAUCCUUGAAGCCAAUGAGCAAGAUGCUUCUGGAUCAGAAGAUGCAGUUGUUCCGAGCUGCGAGGAUAUGUUGUUCUACGGGCCUCUCGAAAAGUGCCCGAUUUGUGGUGGUCAGCUUGAGUGUAUGGGGUGGAAAUACAAGUGUACCGGGAAAUACAGUGAGUGGGCUAGCUGCGUUUUCCGCACUAACAAUCCUCCAAGGAAAGGUGGUCCUAUAAAGGUCCCGGAUGACGUGAGCAAUGAUUUUGUGAACAAGUGGCUGAAGCAACAAGAAGGGAAGGGUUACCCUAAACGUGAUAUGGAUGAAGAGGCCCAUAUCUUCUCGGGCAUGAUGAUUGCAUUGUCUGGACGGAUGUCACGCUCACAUGCUUAUUUCAGGGAGCAAAUUAUGAAGCAUGGAGGAAAAGUCAGUAAUUCUGUGCUUGGUGUCACAUGUGUGGUUGCUUCUCCAGCUGAGAGAGAUAGAGGUGGCUCGGGAGGAUUUGCUGAAGCACUGGAGCGUGGAACUCCUAUCGUCAGUGAGAACUGGAUAGUUGAUAGCAUCCAGAAGAAGGAAGCCCAACCUUUGGCUGCUUAUGACAUUGUAUCUGAUGUUGUUCCGGAAGGCAAAGGACUACCACUGGACAAGCUUGAUCCAAGUGAGGAGGCCAUUGAGACUCUUGCUGCAGAGCUGAAGCUUGCUGGCAAAAGAUCAGUCCAUAAGGACUCUAAACUGGACAAAGAUGGUGGGCGUAUCUUUGAGGACGAUGGUGUCAUCUACAAUUGUGCCUUUUCGGUGUGCGACUUGGGAUCUGAGAUGAACCAGUUUUGCAUUAUGCAGCUGAUCAUGGUACCUGACAACCGCUUACACCUUUACUACAAAAAGGGUCCGAUUGGCCAUGAUCAGAUGGCAGAGGAACGAGUUGAGGAUUUUGGUAGCCGUGUCAAUGAUGCUAUUAAGGAAUUUGUUCGUCUGUUUGAGGAGGUUACUGGAAAUGAGUUCGAGCCAUGGGAGAGAGAAAAGAAGUUUGAGAAGAAGAGUAUGAAGAUGUACCCCUUGGACAUGGAUGUUGGUUACGAUGUGCGUCAUGGAGGUGUGGCACUUCGUCAUUUGGGAUCUGCAGCAGCACACUGCAAGCUUGACCCUUCCAUCUCUUUUCUUCUAAAGCAAUUGUGCAGCCAAGAAAUAUAUAGGUAUGCUUUGACAGAGAUGGCCCAAGAUCUGCCUGACCUUCCUGUUGGGAUGCUUACAGAUCUCCAUUUGAAGAGAGGGGAGGAAAUGCUACUUCAGUGGAUUCGAGAUGCGGAACCAGCGCCGGAGUCCCGCCCUGCUGCUGAUGCAUUCUGGAUAGAAAUAAGCAACAAGUGGUUCACCCUAUUCCCCACAACUCGGCCAUAUACAAUGAGGGGAUUUGAACAGAUCGCUGACAACGUGGCCUCUGGUUUCGAGACGAUCCGUGACAUAAAUGUUGCUUCUCAUCUUAUAGGGGAUACAUUUGGGUCAACCUUAGAUGACCCACUGUCUGAAUGCUACAAGAAGCUCGGUUGUUCAAUCAACUGUGUUGUUGAGGAUUCAGAGGAUUACAAGAUGAUUGCUAAGUAUCUGGAGAAAACAUAUGAACCUGUCAAGGUUGAUGAUGUGGUUUAUGGUGUGUCCAUUGAUCGGAUAUAUGCUGUUGAGUCCAGUGCAUUUCCUUCUUAUAACGACAUCAAGAAUUUACCAAACAAAGUUCUUCUCUGGUGUGGAACUAGAAGCUCAAACUUGCUCAGGCAUAUACAUAAAGGUUUCCUGCCUGCUGUUUGUCAUCUACCUGUGCCAGGAUACAUGUUUGGUAAAGCUAUAGUCUGCUCGGACGCAGCAGCCGAGGCUGCUCGCUAUGGCUUCACGGCGGUGGAUCGUCCAGAAGGAUACCUGGUCUUGGCAGUGGCUUCUCUGGGAGAGGAGAUCAAAGAGAUAACAGGCACCCCGGGGGCAGAGGAUGUGAAAUCUAUGGAGGAAAAGAAGGUCGGCGUGAAGGGGGUAGGGAGGAAGACGACGGACGACUCGGAGCACAUCACCUGGAGGGACGACGUGAAGGUGCCAUGCGGCAAGCUGGUGCCUUCUGGAAACAAGGAUGGGCCGCUCGAGUACAACGAGUUCGCCGUCUACGAUCCGAAGCAGGUGAGCAUACAGUUCCUGGUUGGGGUGAGGUACGAGGAGCAGAACAUGGAGCUGGUGCCAGACGAGUGAAGGACGCAGAUGGUUAGUUAACAUGUAGUUAGUCCCCUGCAUUUUGCCUACUGGUUGUAUGGAAUGCUAGAGUAGUGGCGUUAUUUUGUGGUCGGCGGGGCGAUGAAUAUGGUGACAGUAGCAUCUAGGGCAGUCGUGCUGCCUUUCUCUUGGUUGAUCGCCGGCGCUGGCAGGCUUGUUGGAUGGACAUGCUGCAGGAGAUGCUACUAAGCAUGGUUGGUAGUGUCAGUGUCUGUAUCAGAAUUUCAGGAGAAACGCCAGUAAGCAUGUUGUAGUGUCUGUCAGUUGUAUCAGAAUGUAUGUGCAUGCCCGGGCCCCGGAGCUCUAGCCGCUUAGCACCUUCUACUUC